AUGACAAACUUAGAAAACAUCUGUGGUAAAUUUAACUCUUCAAUAGAGAAUAUGAAACUUAUAGUAUGUAACGAACUUCAAAGUAUAGAUACAACAAAAGUUUUGAACUCAGAUGCUUUGAAGAGUCUUAUAACAGACAAAGUUGGAGUUGUUGAAAGAAAGUAUAAAGACCAAAGAGUUUGUGAAAAUGUUGCAAACUUCAUUAUGGUUUCAAACAAUGCUGUUCCGAUGAAGUUAGAAAGUUCUGACAGAAGAUAUGUAGUUGUCAGAACGUCAGAUUCUCAUAUGCAAGAUACAGAAUAUUUUGACGACUUAGCAGAAACUUUGACAUCUGACUUUUACAACCACUUGUUCUCAUAUUUCAUGACAUUAGAUAUUUCUAAGUUCAAUCCAAGACAAAUUCCACAUACCGAAGAGAGACAAACAUUGUUAGAAGCAAACAAGAGUGUAUAUGAACUGUUCAUAGAUGAAACUGACUUUGAGUGUUUAGAUGAAAGGUCAUUGUACGAUUCGUAUAAACAAUAUUGUCAAGAGUAUGGUUAUAUGACAGCGUCUAAACGAACAUUCUUGGCAAAUGUCAAAAGUCUUUUAGACGUACAGAAUGGUGUAUAUACAAAGAAAAAUUUUUCUGAGUAA
This is a messenger RNA of Trichomonas vaginalis G3, 636 nucleotides long. Its product is annotated as Poxvirus D5 protein-like family. The record is from RefSeq and is a predicted model, not a curated record. The transcript has a single exon. The coding region runs from base 1 to 636 and encodes 211 amino acids. Lineage: Eukaryota; Parabasalia; Trichomonadida; Trichomonadidae.